Messenger RNA from Acanthopagrus latus (yellowfin seabream), 1165 nucleotides. It is a transcript of the gene lyset, whose product is annotated as transmembrane protein 251. Lineage: Eukaryota; Metazoa; Chordata; Actinopteri; Spariformes; Sparidae. The transcript is spliced from 2 exons. Bases 135 to 524 code for a protein of 129 amino acids. The record is from RefSeq and is a predicted model, not a curated record.
ACGUCAUCCAUGGGUGUCAGGUGACAAAACAGGAACAGAAGGACUUCCCGGACCUCCCGGGACCACAGCGGCUUCAAAACGAGUCGACAGCAGAAUUUUAAUUUGAAACAAUCAGCGCGAAGGAAGUAUGGAGGAUGAUGAACUUCCGUCAGCGGAUGGGAUGGGUGGGUGUGGCUCUCUACCUGCUCUUCAGCAUCGCUGCGGUGUAUUACGUCUUUGAGGUUCACAGCUUCAGUUUGGAGCACGUGCAGAAAGGUGGGCCCAGCCCCUCGGCUCCGCCUCUCACCAACAGCUGGUCUCAGAGCAUCAGCUCUCGCCUGCCACCACUUCCUGUCUGGAUGUGGGCGUCGGUCUUCCUGCUGCCAUACCUGCAGCUCUUCCUUUUCCUGUUCUCCUGCACGAGAGCCGACCCUCGAGCCGUUGGCUACUGCGUGCUUCCUGUCUGCCUUGCCCUGCUGUGCAGCCGGCGUCACGCUGCCCGCAAACCGGCCAAUCUGAGAGGCUCGCCGCUCAUCGACACAUAGAGAAGUUGACCAAUCAGUGACAGAGGGAUGGGGCCAUUGGGGACGUUGAGGCCAUAAAACAAACUGAACUGCUUGUGUUGAUGUUUGUGAUGUCACUUCCUGUGUGCCUUUUAAUCAUGUAACAAACACUCCUGUUGGGUUUAAACCCCCCGCCCUGUCUGUCAGGACUAGAGUCAAAUUGCCCGGAGCUUGACUGUCAGGAUCUGGUCAGUUAUUUAUUACUGUCACAACACACAUAAUCCUGCGCUCUGAUUGGCUGUCUGUGGCCAGUUAGCAUCAGCACUGUUGCUAUGGUUAACUGCAGUUGGAAGUUCAACUGUUCAAGCAUGUUCAAUCUGAAAUCAGUGUCCAGGUUUAAUGACACACUGUGUGUCAGAGGUGUUCACCAAUCAGCAGUCACUCACUGAAAGACAUGAGCCAAUCAGCAGCAACGUGUCUGAACCUGCGGUGCGUUUGUAUAAUACAUCAGCGCGUUGAACGCACCUCAUUUUUGUUAAAUUAAUGUUUUGAUACAUACUGUUAGGUCUGAACGCAACCUGACAGCUGCGAGCCAAGCAGCCAAUCAGAUGACUGGUGUUUAAUGAGUCAUGUGACACAUGCUGGUUACCAUGACGACAUCAAUAAAAAUGACAGCAAAAGAA